This is a messenger RNA of Lates calcarifer (barramundi perch), 1393 nucleotides long. RefSeq lists its product as uncharacterized. NCBI's taxonomy places the organism in Eukaryota, Metazoa, Chordata, Actinopteri, Centropomidae. The transcript has 4 exons. The record is from RefSeq and is a predicted model, not a curated record. The coding region runs from base 146 to 1306 and encodes 386 amino acids.
AGCAGCUCCUUUGGUCUGCAAGACAACGUUGAGGACAUAAUAUGUUUCUACUCCGUUGAUCCAGUUCGGUUUGUUACAGCCGUUUUACAUCUUCAGUUUCGUUUACAGUUUCAAGUAAAACGCCCAGUCUUUCUGCAGGACGUUAAUGUCAAGUAGCUCAACUAUCCACUUGACUUUACCGCAAUGGGACGCGGGCUCACGGAAAAUUCGCUUUGUUUACCUGGUGAAUCUGACAUCGUUCAGGCUGACAGAGAGUCCCCACAUGGGUCCGGUGAUUCCUCUAUAUUUAGGAGCUGAUGUCUUCUCCAGCACUGAUAUCCGUACAGAGAACCAUCCCAGAUACCACGCCAGGUUUGCCAAGAGGGGACUGGCAACAAAAAUACAUUUCUCCUCAGCAUUCAGAUUUCAUGGGUUGAAGGUACCUACAGCAAACAACAGCCUCUGGUUCUACAGCGUUCAAGGACUUUUUCGAGUUGCCUUUGAAAUGUACAGUAAGAAAGACCAACUUGCUGUGCUGGAGAACUUUCAGGAUGUUUGGAAAUCACAGAUAAAUGACAGCCCUCUGAAAAUGAGUUACAGCCUCAGCAUGCAGCUCGACCUUGAAGUAUCCAGCAGCUUGUGUGAUACAGAAUCAAGAGAUGAAAUAUCACAACCUCGGCAUUGCCAGGUUGGCGGGGAAUCAGUGGAUGUGUGCGUCAGUGACCUAGGUGAUACAUCAGCAGAUCAUGAUUAUUGUUCUUUUCCUCGGCAGGACUUGCAAACUGAGCAAAGUCAUCUAUUUUUAUCCGCUGUGAGACAAAAACUGCGCAGCCUUGAUGACAAACUUUCUUCAGAGACUCAAAACUACACAGAACAACUAGAAACUACCUUGCUGCUUUUGGAAAACAUUGAUCAGUACUUAAAUGGGAACCUAGAAGAAAAGAGUGUGACAGAAACGGUGUUGGCCAUGCUAAAGGCCAGAGACUGGGGCUCUGUUUAUUCAAGCUCCUUGCUUAGUUGCAUUGGACGAUGGCUUGGCCAGCAGUUUCACACAGCCAACUGUAGCAUUAGUCAAAAAGUGGAGGGCUUUAAAGUUCAGCAUAUUGAGCGAAUAAGUGACCUGCCGCCUGCAGAGGAACUAGCCACAGAGUUAUUUCCAGAGGCCAUGCAAACACUGCUGCUUCACUGGAUGGGCUUAAGUGAGGAGUCCACCCUGGAGAAGAGACACAGUGAAUACCCAAUCCUGCUUCUUAUCCUCGAGUUUGCCAACCACAACCUCAUCACCGGUGUGGCUCAUGUGCUGUACUCUAGUCUUAUAUGUAAAUAAGGACAGGGGUUUCCAUGUAGGCAUCAACCGAAAGACCUGCAGUUUAACUCAACACCUUCUAGUAUUCUAAUAAAUGUGUAUUUCAUA